Messenger RNA from Candidula unifasciata, 303 nucleotides. Lineage: Eukaryota; Metazoa; Mollusca; Gastropoda; Stylommatophora; Geomitridae. The record is from the annotation of a GenBank genome assembly.
AUGUCGAGAGGAAGUGACUUGUCGGGUUUAAUUCGAGGCCUGCAACAGAUAGCUCAUGCUUUGUGGGAGCACCGUAGUGGAGAGCUGACCAGAAUCUGGAAACAUUCAAGUGUUAGAGACGUACUGCACAGUGCUGAGCUCAAAGUAGAGAGAAAGAUCACUGAUGCAGCAUCAGCAAAAACGGAAGCUGUUCAGGAAACUAUACAGCGGACAGUUAACCAAGGCCUGGAGACUAUCAGCACAAUAAAAAGUCAAGCGUCAACGCUAGCCACUUCUUUGUAUAGAGAUUCUCAUGACUCAGAG